This is a messenger RNA of Oncorhynchus keta (chum salmon), 6299 nucleotides long. Its product is annotated as sarcoplasmic/endoplasmic reticulum calcium ATPase 2-like. The coding region runs from base 351 to 3479 and encodes 1042 amino acids. Gene Ontology annotation, biological process: calcium ion transmembrane transport; intracellular calcium ion homeostasis. Lineage: Eukaryota; Metazoa; Chordata; Actinopteri; Salmoniformes; Salmonidae. Gene Ontology annotation, cellular component: membrane. The transcript has 20 exons. Gene Ontology annotation, molecular function: ATP binding; P-type calcium transporter activity; ATP hydrolysis activity. The record is from RefSeq and is a predicted model, not a curated record.
GAUGAGCACUACAGUGUGUUACCACUGAAGCUGAGAGGGUAGACCAACGCAAACCGAGGGUAGCGCAAGGAUUGGACUGGGUGAAUGCAGCCCUCAACAGUGGCGAUUGCGGCAUUCUUUUCCACCAUUUUUGGGGAGAUAAGAGGACACCCAAAGUAACAUGAACAUUCGUCGAAGGGUCAUGUUUCGUUCAUAAGGCUAACAAUUUACUAUUCGUGUCAUCAGGCAGUUAUCUGAAUGCAUAUUUCAUAGUUGGCAAGCUGUAUUUUUUUUCUUCUGAAAUUGUUGACUUUUAAAAAGACUGAGGCGGCUGAGUAACGUUAAACGAAAUAAGGAGCCGAUAGUCCACCAUGGAUAACGCUCACACAAAGAGUGUUGAAGAAGUUUAUUGCGAUUUUUCUGUCAACGAAAGCACAGGACUUGGUUUGGACCAGGUGAAACGUCAGAAGGAGAAAUGGGGCUCGAACGAGCUACCUGCUGAAGAAGGGAAGUCUCUAUGGGAGCUUGUUGUUGAACAGUUUGAAGAUUUACUUGUAAGAAUUCUUCUGCUGGCAGCUUGUAUAUCUUUUGUCUUGGCCUUAUUCGAGGAUGGAGAAGAAACAAUCACAGCCUUUGUGGAGCCUUUUGUAAUCUUACUCAUUCUUAUAGCCAAUGCCAUAGUGGGUGUGUGGCAGGAACGCAAUGCUGAGGAUGCCAUUGAAGCCCUUAAAGAGUACGAGCCUGAGAUGGGCAAGGUCUACCGCCAGGACAGGAAGACCGUUCAGAGGAUCAAGGCCAAAGAAAUCGUGCCUGGAGACAUCGUGGAGGUUGCCGUUGGAGACAAGGUUCCUGCAGACAUCCGUCUUACAUCCAUCAAAUCUACAACCCUGAGAGUAGAUCAGUCCAUCCUGACCGGCGAGUCGGUCUCUGUCAUCAAGCACACGGACCCAGUGCCUGACCCUCGAGCUGUCAACCAGGACAAGAAGAACAUGCUCUUCUCCGGCACCAACAUCUCGUCUGGCAAGGCUAUUGGUGUGGUGGUGGCCACGGGCGUGAACACUGAGAUUGGUAAGAUCCGUGAUGAGAUGGCAGCCACUGAGCAGGAGAAGACCCCCCUGCAGCAGAAGCUGGAUGAGUUCGGGGAGCAGCUGUCCAAGGUCAUCUCCCUGAUCUGCAUCGCUGUGUGGAUGAUCAACAUCGGCCACUUCAACGACCCCGUCCACGGAGGCUCCUGGAUCCGCGGCGCCGUCUACUACUUCAAGAUCGCCGUGGCCCUGGCCGUGGCCGCCAUCCCCGAGGGUCUGCCUGCUGUCAUCACCACCUGCCUGGCCUUGGGCACUCGCCGCAUGGCCAAGAAGAACGCCAUCGUCCGCAGCCUGCCCUCUGUGGAGACCCUGGGCUGCACCUCUGUCAUCUGCUCCGACAAGACCGGCACCCUCACCACCAACCAGAUGUCUGUCUGCAGGAUGUUCAUCAUUGACCAGGCCGACGGGAACAGUUGCUCUCUGAAUGAGUUCACCAUCACUGGCUCUACUUACGCACCUGAAGGAGAAGUGUACCAGGAUGGCAGACUAGUGAAGUCCUCUGCGUAUGAUGGUCUAGUGGAGAUUGCCACCAUCUGUGCCCUGUGCAAUGACUCCUCUCUGGACUUCAAUGAGGCCAAAGGUGUGUAUGAGAAGGUUGGCGAGGCUACAGAGACGGCUCUCACCUGCCUGGUGGAGAAGAUGAAUGCGUUUGAUACCGAUGUCAAAGGCCUGACCAAGAUCGACAGGGCCAACGCCUGCAACUCUGUGAUCAUGCAACUGAUGAAGAAGGAAUUCACCCUGGAGUUCUCCAGAGACAGGAAAUCCAUGUCUGUGUACUGCACCCCCAACAAGGCCCGCUCCUCACUUGGAAAGAUGUUUGUCAAGGGUGCCCCCGAGGGAGUUAUUGACAGAUGUACUCAUGUCAGAGUGGGCACCUGCAAGGUUGCCAUGACCCCGGGAAUCAAAGAGAGGAUCAUGUCUACGAUCCGUGGGUACGGGACUGGGCGUGACACCCUGCGCUGCCUGGCUCUGGCCACCCGGGACACCCCACCCAGGAAGGAGGACAUGGUGCUGGUUGAUUGUGCCCGCUUCGUUGAUUAUGAGUCUGACCUGACCUUCGUGGGCUGCGUUGGCAUGCUGGACCCUCCCAGGACCGAGGUGGCUGCCUCCAUCAAGCUGUGUCGCCUAGCCGGCAUCCGCGUCAUCAUGAUCACCGGCGACAACAAAGGCACUGCCGUGGCCAUCUGCCGCCGUAUCGGCAUCCUGGGUGAGGAAGACGACGUGGACAAAAUGGCGUUCACUGGCCGCGAGUUUGACGACCUGUCCCUUCAGGCCCAACGCGAUGCUGUUAUCAACGCCCGCUGCUUCGCCCGUGUCGAGCCCUCCCACAAGUCCAAGAUCGUUGAGUUCCUGCAGGCCAUGGACGAGAUCACAGCCAUGACUGGUGAUGGAGUGAACGAUGCUCCUGCCUUGAAGAAGGCAGAGAUUGGCAUCGCCAUGGGCUCUGGCACUGCCGUGGCCAAGUCAGCCUCUGAGAUGGUCCUGGCCGAUGACAACUUUUCUUCCAUCGUGGCGGCUGUGGAGGAGGGCAGGGCCAUCUACAACAACAUGAAACAGUUCAUCCGCUACCUCAUCUCCUCCAACGUGGGAGAGGUUGUCUGUAUCUUCCUGACGGCUGCUCUGGGCUUCCCUGAGGCUCUGAUCCCCGUUCAGCUGCUGUGGGUCAACCUGGUGACAGAUGGUCUCCCUGCCACUGCACUGGGCUUCAACCCCCCAGACCUGGACAUCAUGAACAAGCCCCCCCGCAGUGCCAAGGAGCCCCUCAUCUCCGGAUGGCUCUUCUUCAGAUACCUGGCCAUCGGCUGCUAUGUGGGAGCUGCCACAGUGGGAGCCGCUACCUGGUGGUUCGUGGCUGCUGAGGAUGGCCCUAUGAUCUCUCUGUACCAGCUGAGCCACUUCCUGCAGUGUUCCCCUGACAACCCUGACUUCUCAGACCUGGAGUGUCAUGUGUUUGAGUCCCCCUACCCAAUGACCAUGGCCCUGUCUGUGCUUGUCACCAUUGAGAUGUGCAAUGCCCUUAACAGCCUGUCAGAGAACCAGUCCUUGCUGCGUAUGCCUCCCUGGGAGAACAUCUGGCUGCUGGGGGCCAUCUGCCUCUCCAUGUCCCUCCACUUCCUCAUCCUCUAUGUGGAGCCACUGCCUGUCAUCUUCCAGAUCACCCCUCUGGACCUGACCCAGUGGCUGGUGGUGCUGAAGAUCUCCCUGCCCGUCAUCCUGCUGGAUGAGCUGCUAAAGUUCGUGGCCAGGAACUACCUGGAACCCGGUAACCAGCCAGAGUCUAAGUCAGCCAGCAAAGGCUGGUCCCUCUCUGCAUGCACAGAGGGCAUCUCCUGGCCCUUUGUGGGCAUCACCCUCCCCCUGGUGCUGUGGCUCUACAGCAUCGACACUAACGUGUCUGCCCUGUUCUGGUCCUGACUACACCACACAACCCUCCCAGUGCACCAGUGUGAGUGGAGAUUAACACACAUCUAACAAAAUCCCCCAUUAACCAGGAUCAACUACAACAACCACAUCAACUGCAGUGAGAGCUCAAGUCAACAUUUGUACCUGUGUUGAUGACAGAUGUAAUCUGUGAGCCCUCUGCUGGUUCGUCUCCAGGACAUUUUCACCAUUCCGCUUUUUUAUUCAUAUUUUUAAUGUGUUUUGUUUGUCAUUUGGCCAUGUCUUUAAUAUCAAGCUUUUGGUUAUUUUUUUGCUCCCCAUUCUUUUUGAACAGGCAUAAAAAAAUCUGCUAUUUAGGAGCUGUUCUGUGUACAGAGAAUUAACACUAUUUUAUCAAAAUUAAGAUUUUUGUAGCUUUGGGAAGGCGGGGGGGCAGCGCACAGAACUCAAACGUUUCACUUGUUUUCAGUGUGAACUUUGACCUCUGAAGAACUUGUAGAUAACUAUGCUGUGCCAUAACUGUAAGGACCAUCAUUUGCACUGAAUCAGAAGUCUGUACCAAAACUGCAUGUAUUCUGCCCAGGCAUGAAUAACGGGGAUUUCUUCACCAAAUUAAUGAUUGUUCGUUCCCCUGUUUGCUUUUUUCGUGUUUAUUUUCUGCUCUAGUCUAGAGCACAGCUACCUCAAUGCUAUUGAUAUCACAAUUGAUUACUACCUGUUUUCCUCAGUAAGCUUUUCAUAAACAUUGUCAUAUUGAGUGUUGAGGUAUGUGCCAUUUCGCUUGUGAAUAAGGAAAUCUAGAGCCCUCAUUUGCAUUUUUAUGUUGCUUUUUUUAAAGUUAAUCUGUGUUCUUUUGAUGUUCCUUGAGGGAGGUUAAGGUUAGGAGAAAUAUGUAAAUGUUACCUUAGUUCAAUUCAAAGCAGUUUUUUGUAAUAUAGACAAGCCUGUCGUUAAACACGUUUACUUGAACACAAUAUAUUCUGUCUUUUCAUUAAGGUUAACUUUUUUAUGUUUGGUCUUCAUUUAUGGACACUGUAGUGUCUUAUUACAAUAAUUCUAUAGAUUAAGUAUUGUGCAUAUACUGUACUUUAAUAUGUAUAAACACACCAAGUGGUGGAUUUUCUUAUCAGUUUAGCACAAGAUGGAUGCUUUGAUGGGAUUGUUGUGGUCAGCACUCCCUAUUGGGGUGGAUCACUAAGCAGACUGAUUUGGCCAUAGUAUAUAGGCCCAAUGCUAAAAUGACUGGCUUGUAGAAGAGUCUGUACAUAUAACUCAAAAUAGUAUCUGUGUAUAGAGUUUUAAAGAUGCUCCAUAACUUUUACACUAGUUUUACUUGAGCGUGUUUUAGAAACACUGUAGGUAAUGGGUAUUCCUAGAAAGCAUGCUUUUUCCAAUACCAUGCCAGUAAAUGCUUGAGUGUUCUUAAACCUAACUGCUAUUUCUUCCAAUCAGUGGUGCAAAGAAUACCCAAUUGUCAUACUUGAGUAAAAGUCUAAAAGUAUUUGAUUUUAAAUACAUUUUUACUAUUGAUAUGUAAGUAUAUAAUUUAAAAUAGCUUAUUAUGCAAACCAGAUGGCACAAUUGUUUUUAUUUACAGAUAGCCAGGGUCACACUCCAACACUCAUUUACAAAUGAAGUGUUUGUGUUUAGUGAGUCUGCCAGAUCAGAGGCAGUAGGGUGUGUCAAUUGGACCAUUUUCUGUCCUACUAAGCUAUCAAAACUUGAAUGAGUAUUUUGGGGUGUCAAGGAAAAUGUAUAGAGUAAAAAGUACAUAAUUUUCCUUAGGGAUGUAGUGAAGUAAAAGUUGAAAAAUAUAAAUAGUAAAGUACACAAAAAGAUGUACUUUAAAGUAAUUUUGCUUAAGUACUUUACACCACUGAAUGUCUUACUGCAUUUAUUCUCAUCUUUCUGUUUGCAUGUGGCAUGGCCCUAGACAUGACUGUAGGAAAUGAAGCAGUAGAUGACCUAAUGGCUUUCUGUUCACCAUCCCUUUUUAAAUUCCCAGUGAGAGAGACAUGUCUCUGUUUGCAUCGUUGCUUUUUUGACCGAUGCCUUGUUUCUGUCUGUCCUAUGAUUGAUUUGGUUUCUCCCUGUCUUUCUCUCUCCUCUCUCUGCAGCUAGUGCCGUGUAAGCCCGCUCCUCCUAUAAAUCCCUUGUAGGAACUGCUUUAGUGUUGUGCAUGUGUUUUGAGCAGCACAUCUUCCAAGACCUGCAUGUCAAUAAAGAAGAGCUAUCAAGACAUGAUUGAUACAUUUCAUAAGCAAUUACAUGACAAAAAAAAGUAAUCAAAUGGUAUAUAUUUUUUAACUGAAUGGGUAUACAUGUUUUUGGAAUCAAAUGAACCAAUCCCAGGUCCCUCCAUCCUUACUACAUGAAGCGCCAUAGGCUACGUUUAUACAUGACAGCCCAUUUCUGGUCUUUUGCCCAAUUAUUGGCAAAAGUAGAAAAAUAUCAGAAUUGGGUUGCCUGUGUAAAUGCAGCCUUCAAACUAGACACAGAGUUCCUAUGUUAUCUUAAUGUACACUUCCAUGAUGCAGGUCCUCUGAAGCAGCCAUUUUAUCAGAUGUGUAAUAAUUAAUGUAUUGAUAAAUUAAAUGGACAAUAGUACAAAUGUUAUCUUUUCCUAAGGAACUCUUUUUGGGGGGAUGUGUAAAAUAACCAAAUAGACUUUUCUUUGCGCUGAAUGUGCAAAAAUUUUUAAGCAUCUGGGAAGGCGGAGGUGUGGCGAUAGAUCCAUUACCCUGAAAGGAAGUCAGUCGCUUCAAUGGUACACAUGUGCCAAACUCAUUUCAGAGCUGACGAUUGUAUAGUCAUGACUUGUGGUUUCAGGUAAAUAAAGCAAUUCUACAUUAA